This is a messenger RNA of Symbiodinium natans, 459 nucleotides long. The record is from the annotation of a GenBank genome assembly. Lineage: Eukaryota; Dinophyceae; Suessiales; Symbiodiniaceae.
AUGACGAGUGAUGCUUCCAAUGUUCCGGAUGAGACGGAUGCCGUCAGUACCCCCAGCUCGGCGUCCACAGGAGAGGUUUUGCUGCGAUUGAUCGGAGGACCGCAUGGCAUCCGCAGCAGCGAGAGUAGCGACACGUCCAGUCGGAAGGCUUCCGCGGAGGUCUCCGACCCAAGCAAAUGGACGCCAUCCGAUGGCGAGGCCAUUGCCAGCACUCAUGCCACCCGUGCGCCUGAGCAGCCUGAUCCACACGCUGAAGGGACUUGCUGGCCUUGUGCCUUCUUUCUUUCGCGUUGCGGCUGUCCUCGAGGCAAGGCUUGCCAGUAUUGCCACCGCCAUGAUGAUUGUGAGAGGCGAUUACCACACCGCCCUCGCAAGCAGACGCGUGACAAGGUUCGACGUCUUCUUACAGUCGGUGCAACGGAAGACCCGAAACAAUGCAGGAUGAGCUGCAGCAGAUAG